Molecule: messenger RNA, 1819 nt
Organism: Drosophila hydei
Lineage: Eukaryota; Metazoa; Arthropoda; Insecta; Diptera; Drosophilidae
Gene: ICA69
Product: islet cell autoantigen 1
Exons: 3
Coding region: 224-1495 (423 amino acids)
Biological process (GO): regulation of transport
Cellular component (GO): Golgi apparatus
Molecular function (GO): protein domain specific binding
Source: RefSeq, a predicted model, not a curated record
AUAAACUUGUGACUUAAAUAUUUACGCACAGCUUGAAUCGCGAAUACUAUCCCGUCACCUUGUAUAUAUGUUUCAAAGUACUGUGUUAAUCCCUGUUAUUUAUAUAGUCUGGCAGCACUAAUUUAACUGAAUUUUGCGUUUGCGCAUUAGGUUCCAUUUACUCUGUGCUUUAUCUUUUUGUAGCAGAAUUUUUUUCAGCUACCAGUAGAAUUGAAACGAAAAUAUGUUAAAGUCGGAAGUACAACACCAAUACUGGAUAACCAAAAAGGUUGUGCAGCGCAAGCUGGGCAGCAAAGAGGACAAGCACAUUAUAUCCUCUGAUGCCGAGUUGGACGCUAAAAUCGAGGUCUUUAAAUCGAUAAGUGACACCAGCUUGGAACUAUGCAAAAUAAUUGACCAAUACCAGGAACGCCUAUGCAUAUUGUCGCAGGAGGAGUGUGUGUUUGGGCGCUUUCUUAAGGAGGCUGGCAAGCGAAGCAAAACUACAGGCGGCAGUAUCACAAACACGGGCAAGGCCAUGUCCUUUGCUGGGCAGCAAAGGAUGUGCGUACGUGUUCCUCUGUUGCGAUUGCAGCACGAGGUGGAUGUGUAUCGCUGUCGUGCAGUUAAGGAUACUGAAAUAACUCUGCAAACAAUGGAAAAGGAACGUACCGAAUACCGUGCCGCCUUGUCCUGGAUGAAGCAUACGGCCAGCCAGGACAUGGAUCCUGAUACUGGCAAAGGACUCGACAAGUUUCGAACAGCCCAAGCUCACGUGAGGGCUGCCAAGCAUAACUUUGACGGCUACUCCAUGGACUCCAUACAAAAGAUUGAUCUAUUGGCCGCUGCCCGGUGUAAUAUGUAUUCCCAUGCUUUGGUUGCUUAUUUGGCGGAGCUAAAGAACUUUGCCCAAAAAGCAGGCUCCACCUUUCAGACCAUCUCGAAUGCGCUGGUAGUUAAGCCAAAAUACGACUUUUGUGUGCUCAAGGAAUUGUCCCAAAAUGAGGGUGCCGAUGCUCCGGAAGUAACGCCGAUCGAGACGGUCGACAAAGACCAAUCGUUGUUCUUUGCGGACGAAUACCAGGACAAGCCAAAGUCUGAAUCACAGCCACCCACAGAAGAAACGCCCACGCCCACGCCAACGUCUACGUCUACGCCUAUGUCUUCGACUGUGGCUGGCAAUUUGUGUGGUGACAACGAAUCGUUGCUCAUUGAACUGUCAAAGCAGCUGGAAGAUAGUCCGCUUAUAGAGGCGCCUCUAUUGUUGGAUCCCCCAUUGUUAGACACCAGCAACAAUAACAAAUUCUGGGCGCGCAUGUUUAGUCAACAACAGCCACCCACGCCGAGCAACGCCCCGCCCGCCGCUGCAGCCGCUGCUCCCAAAACGAACGCCAAGCAAAGCAACAAUAGCUCCAAUCCCUGGCUAGAUCUUUUUGCUGACUUGGACCCGCUAGCUAAUCCGCAGGCAUUUGACCUAAAACUAAGUGGCGGAAGGCGCGUGGCAGAGCAGACAUAAGACAGAAAAUUGGUCACGGACGCGGACCAGAGGUUUCCUGGAUGCAGCAACUACAGCAGAAAACAUACACAACGGCCAACUUCAAGCUGAGUCGGUCGCUCUACUGUUAGUAUUAAUAGUUUAAUUUCCCUGUCCCUAUCGAUAGUUUUGGCUUUCUUCACUGUCGACAUUAGCUUUUUCACACGACACAUGCCUUUUGUCAAUAAAAAUGGAUUAUUCUUUGUUAAAAAACAUUUCCGUUGCGAUAUAUAGUUUGAGUAGGAGCAAAUUAUCGGGAAAAAUCUCGCUUGAAAAUUUUCUGUAAACGUUUGAAAUGCAAGCAAC